This is a messenger RNA of Caenorhabditis briggsae, 633 nucleotides long. The coding region runs from base 1 to 633 and encodes 210 amino acids. The record is from RefSeq and is a predicted model, not a curated record. The transcript has 4 exons. NCBI's taxonomy places the organism in Eukaryota, Metazoa, Nematoda, Chromadorea, Rhabditida, Rhabditidae.
AUGAAGAUCAUUUUCUGUAUACUCGUCCUCCUCGGAUUUGCCAGUGCUCAGUUCAGUGAAAAGGCUCAAGAAGACAUCUUGAGAAUCCACAAUAACCUUAGAUCUGCUAUUGCCAAAGGAGAGUAUAGGAUUAACGGAACACUCCCGAAUGCAGCAUCCAACAUGCGUAAAAUGAAAUGGAGUUCGGCUCUUGCCACCGCUGCUCAAAACGUAGCCAACAACUGUAGAGAAGAAUCAUCUAGAACUGCAGGGGAAAAUAUCUUCCAGGAUUACUUUUCAACACCUGAAACUGUAAUUGCUAACAUAGGAGCUAAGGCGUCAGGCGCAUGGGUGCGUGACCUGGAAAAACUCGGAUGGAACUCUAACAAAAUAGAUAAAGCCACCCUUGGCUCUAAGAUCGCGGCAGCUACUCAGAUGGCAUGGGCUGAGACAGAAUUCGUUGGAUGUGGUUUUAACAACUGUGGAAAGGAUUCGUCCAAGGGGAACAAGUCCAAAAUUCUUGUGGUUUGCCAUUAUAAGGAAAUAGGAAACAUCUUGAACUCGAACAUUUAUAAAGAAGGAGACGCCUGCUCUUCCUGCCCUACUGGAUACAAAUGCGAGGGGGAUUCCGGAUUGUGUGUCGUCGGGAUUUGA